AAGAGGAUGUCGAGUUGACCACUGCAUAGUGUAAUUCGACGACGGAUGCACAAGUUGGUGUUCAACAAAAAAAAAAAGGUUAUGGGAGAGGAUAUUCGAGAAUUUUAUUAUGCUUAUGCAAGACAACCAUGGAUUUAGAAGAUCAGAAAAUAAGAGAACACCGGGAGCCUGUGAGAACUGGAUGCUGGAAAUUCGAUCCAAAUGUAGUAUAUGGUCGGCCAUACGAUUUCAGGCAGAGCCAAGUUAUCGGAGCCGAUGGAGCCUAAUUUCUAUGAUGGCUUCAAUAGAAAAAUUGGAAGAAUUAGAUCGGGACAACAUAUGCACCGCACCGAUUACGAAGAGAGACUGUACAAAAUGCAAGAGGGGAUUGAAAUCAAUUCUUCAAGCGAUUGACGAAGCAAGUCCUCCAAAUGCCGAUGGGACCGAUACAAGUGGUAGGCGUGCUAAGAGUAGGAAAAGACUUUUCAAUGAGACCAGUGGUUCAGAAUAUUCCUCUGAGAAAUGAACAACGUAA
Andrographis paniculata is the source of this 514-nucleotide messenger RNA. RefSeq lists its product as uncharacterized. The record is from RefSeq and is a predicted model, not a curated record. The transcript is spliced from 3 exons. NCBI's taxonomy places the organism in Eukaryota, Viridiplantae, Streptophyta, Magnoliopsida, Lamiales, Acanthaceae. The coding region runs from base 110 to 505 and encodes 131 amino acids.